Messenger RNA from Stylonychia lemnae, 3465 nucleotides. The record is from the annotation of a GenBank genome assembly. NCBI's taxonomy places the organism in Eukaryota, Ciliophora, Spirotrichea, Sporadotrichida, Oxytrichidae.
AUGCUUUUUUAAAAUCAAAUGACAAUUAGUCUUCUAAUAAAUAUUAAGAACAAAUCCCGAAUUCAUCAUCAUAUGAGAAGCAUUGGAUUUGCAAUAAAUUAACUUCAAGAUCUGAACCUUGACUACCUAAUGAAAGCCUACUCUAUUAUUCUUGGGAAAUUUGAUGAUUCUGAUGUGAACAUAUGGUUUGAAAGAGAAUAUCUUAAACCUCAAAACCCAAUCUUUGAUACUUUCAAUCACAAAGUUGAACUUAGUUGGGAUUAGAAAUUUUCGGAAUUUAAUAUUUAGCAAUAAAAUAAAAUAGCACUUCUAAAAGAAGAGCUUUAAAAUAAACAGAAAUCUUAAGGAUAGUUGAAUCAUUAAAGAAACAAAAGCCAAUAAGUCGUUCCAGCAACUCAUAGAGUAAUGAGCAAUCUGACAAAUUAAUUAUAUGGAAUCUAGUCGCCCAGAAUCAUUGAAACUGAAAUUUCUCCUAACAGGUAGAAUCUUGAAUAUGAAAAUACACUAUCAAAAAGCCAUCAUAGAAAUGAAAAUUAAUCCUAAUCGUACAAGAACUCAACUGGAAAGAAAAAUCAAGGCUCAACUUAAGCGAAAAAGAAAAAGAAGAAGAUUGAUAAGAGUAAUGGUGAUAUCAAGCAGACUAACUUAACCAAAAUACUAGAAAUGAAGGAGAACUCAAUGAUGCUCAAUGAUAUGAAUUUGCUUGAUCAAACAUUCAGCGGCCUUUUAUUGAAUGAUAGCAAUAUUUAUGAUCAAAACAUUAAGCAUAUCAAAAUUAACCCACUUAGCCCUAACUCAAUUAUCAAUAAUAAAAUUCCAAUAAUCAACACUGAAACUACAGGAACUAAAGUGAGUGAAGAUAUUUAGGUAAGUUUGUAAAUGCUUGACAAGAUUGAAACACUUGAGCAAUAACUGAAGCAUAGAGAAAAGAUAAAUGAAGAUCUUAUCGAUAAGAAUAAGAAGCUAAUUUCAAAGAUUUUGGAAUUUAAGGAGCAAAAUUAAAUUAAUGUAGAGAAUGCCAAAGAACAGAUUCUAGCUUUGUAGAAGCAAUUAAAAUAUUCUUAAGAAGAUUAACUUAUGAACCUUUAGGAAUAAGAGUAGAUUAGAUAGCAUAUGAUCUACUUAGAAGAUGAGAAUAGAGUACUGAAUGAGAGAUUGAUAGAAGUUGAGGAGUCCUAAAGCUAAAUGAAAGAUUUGCAUUAAAAGUUAAAUGAAGAUAUAUUUGAAUAAGGCAAGCUAGAGGUAGCAGUAAAUAUGCAUGAAUUCAACCUAAAAAAGAUCUGGUUCUAGACUUUUAAAAGGAGCGCUUUUGUUCACAGAAGAUUAAGGUCAUACCUGACUUAUAAAACUCUCAAGAGAUAAAAUUUUAUGAAACUUAUUAGCUAUCUAUAUUUAAGGAAAAAUGCAGCAUUUUAAAGACACUUAGGCCAGAUAUAAAUCUAAAAGCAAAUUAACAUUAAGUAUGCUGUUCUUCAUUCUCUAUAUAAAAAUAAGAAAAUCAUGACUGGCUUGCAUCAAUUUGCUUACAAAAAAGAGAACAAGCUUAUGAUUCAUUACUUUAGAAGCUUGUAUGUUUACAAAUAGAUUUAAGACCAGAGAAGAGUUUAAAAUUUCAAUGCUCUACAGGUUAGAACGUUGUUUCUCAAGAAUAGGGUUAUGAAGAGUUUUAAGAUUAAUAAAGCCGAGAUGUAACUGCCAAUGAAUCCAAAUGAGCUACAGUAUUACAAUAAACUCAUUAGAAAUUUCAGAAAGUAGUUCUAUUUUGGUCAUUUAAAGUUCGUUUGUCAAAAGCUCAUCCCAUGGCAAAAUCAUAGGAAAAUGCUGGCAAUCAACAAAUACAACAAGACUUUAGUUUCUUAGUGUUACAAUAAUAUUUUUAAAAAGAUAAUGCAGAGAAAGAAAACAUUUAAGCCAAAGAUAAAGUAACUAAGAAUAAGUCAUUAAAAAUCAUUGCUAGUAAAAGCAUUUAGUGUCUUGCUCUUUUAUAAGCUUGAAUAACAAAGGAAAUAACCUCUGAGAUAAGAUAUGCUUGUUUUCUAGUAGCUUAGAUAUCUUAAUUUAUGGAGAUAGAGGUAUCAAUAUAGAGUUAACUCAAAUACUAAGAUUAAAUUUUUCAAGCUUAGAUGGAUUGUGCUCAGAAAAAAGAUAGCAUUGAGAUCGCUUUAAAAAGCUUGUGAUAAAUAGCACAGACUAAAUAAGUAGCAAUAUCUAAUAUAAAAUUUUAUGAGACACAAAUAAGCAAGGGUAAUAUUUAGAAAUUGGCACGAUAUGUAUAGAGAAAGAGUUCUUGAGAGCAGAAGAAUAAAGUUUACAUGUUUUAGAGAGUUUAAAAGAAAUGUAAUUCUUGGCAGAAAGAUAAAUAGCAAAGCUGAAAUAAUAAGAUAAAAGUUCAAACUUAGAUUAAUCAACUCUGCUAUUAAAGUAUUAUAACAAUUCUCACAGAGCAGAUCAGCAGAAAGAAAGAAAAUAGAAUUAUUUCGGUAAAGGCAUGUGGAUAUGGUGAAGAGAAGAUUUUUUAAUAAGUUUUUAACUGCUGGCUUUACUCAAGUUACCCAAAGAUAUAGAGAAGAUAUAACAGUUUUAUAAGUAAUUUUAAAUCUCUUAUUAUUUACUUAGGAUUAAUUGCUUCCUUUGCAAUCAACAUUCGAUGAGAAAAAUACAUAAGCUUAAUUUUUCUUGGGUAAGUGCUGUGAACUUGAAAAUGAAGUUUAAACCCUUUAAAUGGAAAUAUAAGGCUAAACUCUACAUUAAGAACUUCAUUUGAGAGAGAUUGAUCAGCUGUAGCAAUAGAUAGAUUCACAAGUUUAAAAUCAUAAAGACUUAGAAAAAUAAAAUGCUUAACUAGAAAAAUAAAAUCAUGAACUAUAAGCACUUCAUCUGAAGAAAUUAGAGGAGUUCAAGGAUAAAUUUGUAAAAUCUGAGCAAGAAAUUCAAAUACUAAAAGCAUAGGUUAAACACCAAGAUGAAAGUAAAAGAACAUUAGAAAAAGAGAAUAACAUAAAACUGCUGCACUAGCUAAAGAAGGCACACAAAACUAUCGAGGAAAUGAGAAAAGUAAUGGAAGAGGCAGAUAAACAAAUUACUGCCGCUAAAAUUGAAGUUAACUAAGUUAAUUUAGAAAAGGAUCAUGAAAGAGAAAACCUUGUUAAUAAGCACAUUGGGGAUAUUAAAGAGAUUACAUUUUUAGUAGAUAAAGUUAAGAGAGAAAAUACUGAUCUUAAGAAAGAAGUUCUAUACUUAAAUGAGAAACUAUAGAUAUUAAAAUUGCAGCAGCAAUAAUCUUAAUAGUAGUAGCAGUACUAGUAGUUAUAGUUAUAAUAAUAGUUACAGAUGGCAGGAUCGAAAAAAACUGUGAGAUUUGAGCAUGAGUAUGAUAAAUUCCCUAGCAAACAUAAUAAUGUUGGGAAUAUAAGCAAUAUAAGUGGAAGUGGUUCCUAAACUAACAAUUAAAAAUAUGACAAUUGA